CACACCAUUGUGCAGCCAGUGAUUUUAGUUGUACCAACAGAAAAUAUUGCAUCUACCGUGGAAGCUAUCAAGAGAGCGUUUCGUUCCACUACAGAAGCGGCAGUGCAAGUUCACCCCUUCGACUUUGCACCAGCGAUUGAAAAGGCUACUGUAGCUGUGGGAAUGGAUCAACCAUCAUGCUUUGAUUUUUGUGGUCAAGCCAACUCCAUCAAUGCACCGUUCUUCUAUCAGACAGGUACAACCAACACUGGUACCGCAAACGCUUCGUCCAGCACGGAACAACCCAUGUUAGAUUUUGCGCAAAGUUCUACAUUCUGCUAUGAUGCGCAGCAAACACCGGAACAGGAGAUACGUUAUGUGUACAGCAAUGAACUCGUCCCAGUGGUGCAAGAGAUACGUUAUGUGUACAGCAAUGAACUCGUCCCAGUGGUGCAAGUACGUAAUCGCACAACGAGCACUAGUGGACAGUAUCUAGAAGAGGUUUAUAGCGAAAAUUCACAAGUAGUUGCACCAUCACCACCACUAGCCAGGACAUUUGGUACAAUGGUGGAUGAGAAAGUGUUCCAAAGUGCACAUUUCACACCCGAUCCAGUAUCACCUUAA
Strongylus vulgaris is the source of this 603-nucleotide messenger RNA. The record is from the annotation of a GenBank genome assembly. Lineage: Eukaryota; Metazoa; Nematoda; Chromadorea; Rhabditida; Strongylidae.